Molecule: messenger RNA, 204 nt
Organism: Thelazia callipaeda (thelaziosis nematode)
Lineage: Eukaryota; Metazoa; Nematoda; Chromadorea; Rhabditida; Thelaziidae
Source: the annotation of a GenBank genome assembly
AUGAUUUACUCGCAAGCAAUCGGUCGUGAGCAAUUUCAGCCAGCUUUAGCUAUAUUCAAAACCACUGGUUUUAUUCCAACCACAGCAGGUUUACAAGAAAUACAAAAUACUGCUCCCGAAUUACAUACCUUACCACGAGUUUCCAAUCGAUCUCGUUUCACACCCAUUCAAGUUCUUUGGCGACUAAUUCCUUUGUUUAUUUGA